CGGCAAUUUUCGUCUCCUAGAGGUACAAUAACAUUUAAGACAUUUUGAAUCACAAAAUCAAUUUGCCGACGCGACACAUUGUCAAUACCGUUAACUAUCGUGGCCAAGUCCUUGCUGCAUCUGUACAGAGAGCUCAUGAUUGCUAAUGCGGUGCAACAAAAUUAGGUUAAUUUCGUUUUUAGGUUUUCUUGUCAUAUUGUUAGUAUCUUUUAACGUUUUCCUGUUGAGUAAGCUAAACAGCGUCAGUGGGGAGGGAUACCUCAUUAGAUUCAAGGUAAGCCAGUUGGGCUGAUCACUGAUGGUAUUUUUUUUAGAAAGGAAAUCGCGGCCAGAUGAUGAGAAGUUCGGAUCUCUUCGUGACAUGUAUGUUAGACCAUUUCUUUUAGUUCCCUUCUGAACCCAACUUUUAAACAGUGGGAGCAAUUUUUUGAAGCAGUAUCACUGAAGUUACUCAGGGGAAGAUAACCGUACAGCUACAUACGUGUUAUGCGCACAGCACGUGGAUGAAAGAUACACAAAUGGCAUAAUGAAAGAUUACCUACUACGAACUACUACGACUACGACAACUCCCUAAAAAAAUCCUGUUAGUUGUCUGUCGACCGACAGUUUUAAGCUCACCUGUUGGCUGACAGUUGGCCAAAAGACAGCUGACGGUUGGUGAUAUGUCACUAAGUUGAUGGUAACAAUAUUAUCACAUUACUGCUGGGCGUGAAAUUACGCCUACUACAGGCGCCAAUGCGACUAAAUUUUCACUUUGGCGACCAAAUCCUGAAAAUUAGGCGCCAAAUUGGCGACUAGAAUGCUUCAUCACAUCCUUACUUAGAGAUAUAGAGAAUUUAAAAGAUCAGCAGAGAUAAAGCCGCGACAAACUUCCUCAUUAAGUUUGUUUCCAAAACGCAGCACAUGCAUCUUGAUCGAUAACUAGACGCCAUCUUGGAUUUAGGUGAGCUUGAACGUAGUAUAUCAUCCAUUUUAGUGUCUACGCUGUAGCAUGUUGAAGAACUUUUUUCUGAUUUAAUUUUGAAGGGUCUAUCCAGAACGUUGACAGCAUUAAAAAAAGGUUUUGUCUGUAGGUGGCGACCAACUUUUUUGAAUUGGCUACCACUUUGAAUAAUUUAGGAGCCAAGUGGUUAUCAGAAAAAAAAAUUAAUUUCACGCCCUGUACUGCUUUUAUCGUUCAAACGUCAGUGCACAUAAAUGCUACAUUGUAUGGAAAGAUGUACUUGCUGAAGGUUUUGGCCAAAUUAAGAGAAAAGACAAGAGUUGCUGAAAUUCCAGUCUUGCAAUUGGACUGCCAUUCUGGAAAGGUUACCUAAACCCCAUUUCAGUGGCCUGUAGGUGACCUGUUGGUUGUCUGUUGGCUGACAGUCAGCAUCAAGUUUUUUCAGGCAGUUGUUCUUUAAAUUACCCGACUUUGUUUUAUAAUAGUAUGAGGUAACAGGGAAAUGUUUCAAAGUGCUGUGACUCAUUACAGAUUCAAUAAACUGCUUUGUUCACACAAUAUCAUUGCCAGCUACUGUUACAUGAUCAUGCACCAGAGAGCACAGUGCAAGAAACUCACCCUGUAUAGAUUCUUCUUAGGUACAGAUUUAAGUAAACAGUUGCUUCCCAGUUGACUUCCCUCCUUUCUCAAUUUUUUAUCAAAGAAUCUUCUCGAAAAACAGCUGGAUUUCAAACAACUUCCAACAGAUUCCUCCAGCCAGUACAAAGUAGAUGUUAACUUUCUUUUGGCAAAGACUCAUGUAUUGAAAGAGGAACUGGAUGUAACAUUAGUAACUCAUUGUACUUCCAAUCACCUUCAUUAUCUACUUGAACUCACUGAGCACUGGAAAGGCCCAAUAUCAUUAGGUGUGUAACUGUAUGUUAACCAAGUUUAAGGUUUAUACUGUAAGUUAUACACCAAGUUAUUUUAGCUUGCAUUUAUGGCCCAAGUGUGAAGCAUACUGGUCAUAAAUUGGGGUGGAAAAAACAGAAGUUCUUUAACAUACAGUAUGUACCAAGAAAACAAGGUUUAUAACUAAUUUAUAUCCCUGUAGUCUGGGAUCAAAUAGAGGGGAGAAGAUUUCAAUUCUGUUAAACUUUUGAUUUAACAGGUCAUACAAUGAAAGAUGAUCUGUCAAAUUGAGCAAGCAUAGCCCUCAUACUAACAGGGAGGUAUUAAUAAAAAGGGCUUGUUAUUGUUCACAAUUUAGAUUGCCCAGCCAGUGUUAUAAUGUUAAGUUUUUGGGUUGAUACAUGUUGAUAGUUUUACAUUCACUUGAAAAAAAAUGUUGAAAGUUUUACAACUCCUACUACAACUUUAAACUUUAUAAAAACAACCUAAAGCUGUUUGUGAGGGAGAAAAAUAUGCUCUUGGUGAGAUGAAAAAUGUGUCAGCAGGAACAUACCACCCAUUCAAAGAGUCAAGCCCUAUGAGACAAUUUGUUAUUUUAGCUUUCAUUUUCCCAUGAAAGGUUAAAAACAAUGAGUGGUAAACAAGAUUGUGGCAGCAAAAGCAGCUUUAAAUUUAGUGUCAGGUCCAGAGAAAUUGACCAUUUACACCACACCUGGUAGUUGAGAUCUAAAAACUUAACAACUGUUUACCUCGAUUUUUUUCUAUUGUUCAACAGCUGUAUUUAUACCAGGAUAUGAUGCAGUAACAUCAUUUACCUCUCUACUUGGCCUCUAUCAGUGUCAUGAAGCAUUCAGAGAUCGUGUGACAGUACAUUUGGUGUACCCAUUGUCACAUCCUCCUGCAGAAAAUGUACUUCACCUGCAUUGGAAACAAGCACUGAGUCAGCAAGGAAACUGCAACAAGUUUUUAGCAAAACUCAAGAGCAAUGUGAUUGGAGGAGAACAUAGCAGGAAUUAUGCCAAUGUCAAAGUAUAACAUAUUCUGAUGUUCCUUGAUUUGUUGAUUAACUUUUUAGGGGGGCUAACAGUUUUUCAAAUUAUUUAGAAAUCUUAUUGGAUUUACUGCCCUCCUUCCAUUAAAGCCCCCUCUCUAAUAAGUGCCCCCCUUUUUUUAUCUGCAUACAGCUGUAGGCUUGAGAAACUUAUGCAAAACUUCCUUAAAUACAAACUGCCAACAACAAAAACUAUGCAGGAGUGUUAAGCCAGCUUUUUGACUUGCUGUAGCCAUUUCCAUAGAUCUAGAGGUGUGCUAACCCAGUGCUUUUAACAUGAGGAGAUUUAUUCUUGCUGCUUCUUUGUUAUUUAAGAACUUGAAAGUAUGUCCUAAAGAAUGUUCAGUUGUUUUGUUUCAACCUUUGCAAGAGUCAUCUUAUAAAAGUCAAGCAGGAACAAAAAAAAAAUUGAAGGCCUAUGCCUAUGGGGCCAUAGUCUGGCUACACCCCUGCUAUGGAAUCUUUGUGUCCAAGGGAUUAUUUUUGUUUUGUGCUAUAGAGUACUUCCUUCCAGCCACACUUGUUUUUCCUGCUGAAAUGCUGUCCAUGGGUGUUUUUAUAUGUGUAUCAGUUAGUCUUUACCACAACAGGUCUUAGUGCUUUAAUGCUUUGUUUUAAUUAUCUUUUACAGGUGCCCUAUCCAAACAAUCUGUUGAGAAAUGUCGGACGCUCAAUCUUACCUCCAGAGGCCUACAUACUGGUGGUUGAUGUGGACAUGAUGUGUAAUGGUGAUCUUUAUUCCAGUUUCCUUGAAUAUGCUCAACAUAUAAACCUUAUGGCGAACAAAGGUAUUGAAAAAAGGUGUUAUUUAUUUGUCAUGAGAAUGUAAAAAAGAAAAAUCCUAGGACUUGCACUUCAGACCAUUGACACUGUCCAAUGCUCUAUCACAGAUCUUCAGUGAGUGCAUUUGUGAGCUUGGCCAUUUACUAGGUUCAGUUGUAAUGAAUGCUUUGCAUUCUGUUUAGAUUAGAGGAAAAGUGUGAAAACACAUCAACAAAGAUGAUAAAUCAUUUAUGAAGUAUUCCACAAAUUGUAGGGAAGUGAUAAUAUUUUCCUAAGUUAUUAUUAAUAUUAUUUUAAAACUCCAUACAACCAGCCAAUGCAAACAAACUUAUUGCCUCAUAAAGGCUUGAAUUUAUCUCAGCUUUCUAAGCAUGAAGUGAGUCAGUAGAGUGUAGUAUAGUUGGCCAGCAGUAUCUCAUUGAGGGCAGGUAUAUAAUAAAAUUAUUAUAAUAAUAAUAAUAUUUAUUAUUUGUAAAGCACAUUUUACAUGUGCAUAUGAUCAAAUGCACAUAAUUAGGAAAUUUACUAGUGGAAGAGAGCUGGAAAGCAGCAUUAAUUGUAGUUUGUGUGUUUUAAAUCAUAGCUCUUCUUUGAAGCCUUUUUGGUAUGCCUUUGUAGUCUAUAACACUACAUAGAUAAACUCUCCCCUUGCAAACAAAUCAGUCCUGUUUCAUUUAACUGGUACUCCUAAGUGGAGCAUUUAUAUUGGAGAAAACAUUUUUUGCCCAGUAAUGAUUUUGUUUUCUCUUCUUCAGCUAAAAGGGUGUUUGUGGUAGCUGCUUUUGAAAGUGUUAAAAAGCUUUCACCAUCACUGACAAAGAAAGAGUUAUUAGGCCUGUGGGAUUCUGGUAGUGUGCAGCCGUUUUAUUAUCAAACAUGUUGGAAGUGCCAGAAGCAUUUAGAUUAUGAUGCAUGGAAAAGGCAAGUCAGGGGAAAACAUUAAAGAAUCUUUUCGUUGGACCCAGAAAACAUGAAGUCUUAACCCUUUCACCCCCAUGAGUGUACCAAGCCAGAAUUUCUCCAAGCACACCAGUGAUAAUAGUAGAGAGAAAUAUCAAUUAAGGGAUUACUAGUUGGUUCAAUUUCAAAUUCCCCAAACUAACUUGAUAAGAAUUGUGUGACAAACAGUAAGGAAAGUCUCUGAUGAGAUCUUGGGAGUGAAAGGAUUAAAUCCCAAUUUGUGAUCAGCAUCUUAUUUCUCCCCACAGUAAUACUACUGAAUCAUUCAUUAAGAUCAUGAGAAUAAAGGAAAUGAUUGCCAACCUAAGAUGCUUGGAUUGUCAGUUCUUAAGAAAAUGUAUAAAGAGCAGUAUGGAGAACAUGUACACUGGUGUUAGGGUGUAGGGAGUUAUAGUAUUUUGGUGAUGUUUCACUGUGUUGUGAACAACCACUCUGUCCAUGCAGCUCACAGCACCAUAGUUCAUACCAUUCUCCAUAGCAUCAAUAGACUGUUGCUCUCCUUGAAUUGGAGGCUAGUCUGACAAUUUAUGGCAGGAAAGGUGCAUAACAUGCAUUCCUCCCAAGAAUUCUACACCAUUCCUUGGACACUACUGAACCCUGGACCACACAAUUCCCAGGAAAGCGACAAAACCAAAACAUAUAUCUCUUGUGAUGUGUUACUUUCAUCACACUUAAUUGAAAUGUUUUUUACAAAGACAUUAAAGCUUGAAAUAUUUCAAGAGUUCAUGUAUCAUAGUGUCAAAGGAAAAGAAUGUGACUUAUCUUCUGUGGCAUGCUAUGAUAUCCUUAUUAUUAAAUACUGGAUCAUUGGAUAAUGCAAAUAAAAAAUUUUCAUUGGCUUAGCAACAUGGGUUAUGAGCCAUUAUACAUGACUGUACAAUGCACAAGCAUGAUGACGAAGUCAACCAUUGUAACAUUCCAUCUGUACUUACAAAGUAAAGUUGGGAAGAUUUGUAUAUAUUUCUGGGCAUUUUUAAUAAACAAUUAUUCCUCUUGCACUUAUGGAUAACAAUGAGAUGAUAGCCAACUCAGCCCUAUGUGCCUUGUUGGCUAUCAUCUCAUAUUCAACAAGCACUCUUGGAAUCAUUGGUAAUAGCCUAUUUAUCAUACCGUAGUAACAGAAUGGAUACAAAAAUGCAAAACAUGAUGUUUACUCUUGACAUACAGUAAUUGUUCUUGGUUAUUAUCUAGUGUUCAGUGUCAUAAUUAGUAACAUCUCAUCUCAAUUUUUAGCUAUAUCUCUUCAGACAACAAUUUGCAGAUAGCUUAUUCUGUUGAUUGGAAGGAUCCAUGGGAACCAUUUUACAUUGCACCCAAUCAUGUUCCUCUAUAUGAUGAGAGAUUCAAGCAGGUAUGAACUUUCUAACAGGGAAUCUGCAAUUUUUAUCGUUAGGAUAAAACCUAACCAGCCUACCAAAGAAUGUGGUAUUUCCACCUUUAGUGAGGUAUUUGUCAAUUAGAGUUUCCUACUUCCUCAGAACAGAGAAAAAUAACCUAACCCUUUUAGGUAUUUCAUAUUUCACCUGAAGAUGUCAAAGGGAAAAUUGAUCUUCAAAUUUCUAAAGCAACACAACUGCAAACAAGAAAGAUACUUGCUAUCAAUUGUGAUAUAUCAAGUUAAACAUUUGAAGAGAAUGUAUGCCCAUGUAUUAUUCUUUAUUUAAUAAUUAUUGUUAACUUUUUUGGAUUAUUUAUUUUCAGUAUGGGUUUAAUAGGAUCAGUCAAGUCUGUGAGACUCACACUGCUGGCUAUGACUUUGUGGUCCUCAACAAUGCUUUUCUUAUUCAUCAUGGUUUCAAAACAAGGGAUGGAUUUCACUCUGCCAAGGAUGAGGAAAAUAACCGUAACAGAGAUCUUUUUAGGACAUUUAAAAAGGAACUCAAGUCUAAAUAUCCACAGUCAACAAGUCACUGUUGA
Molecule: messenger RNA, 6545 nt
Organism: Pocillopora meandrina
Lineage: Eukaryota; Metazoa; Cnidaria; Anthozoa; Scleractinia; Pocilloporidae
Source: the annotation of a GenBank genome assembly